AUGAUGCAGGGAUUGAAAGGAUUGAUAAAGUUAAAGCAAGCAAGAAAUGGGUUUUUCUCAUAUCAGAGAAACUUCUCUGCUUUACCACACUAUGCUCAAAAUGAUGACCGCCAAGACCAGGUGGUUCGGUUGAAGAGACUGUAUGAAUCAUGGGAAGAGAACCCUGAUAUCGGAUUUGUCUUAAUGAAGGGUAGCGGGAAGGCUUUCUGUUCCGGCUCAGAUGUCAUUUCUCUUUGUGAAUUGUUAAAUGAAGGAAAAAUUAAAGAAUGCAAAACAUAUUUGCAGACAUUGUAUAAGUUUGUCUACCUACAAGCAACAUAUUUGAAGCCACAUGUGGCCAUCUUGGAUGGUCUCACCAUGGGCUCUGGGGCUGGGAUUGCAAUACCAGGAAUGUUUCGUGUGGCAACUAAUAAAACUGUUUUUGCUCACCCAGAGGCUCAAAUAGGUUUCCAUCCUGACGCAGGGGCCUCCUUUUAUCUUUCUCGCCUACCUGGUUACUUAGGGGAAUACUUGGCUCUAACAGGAGACAAGCUUAAUGGUGUAGAAAUGAUUGCUUGUGGCCUUGCUUCUCACUAUGCAUUAAAUGAGAGACUUCAUUUGGUUGAAGAACGCCUCGGUAAAUUGAUCACAGAUGAGGCCACUGUCAUACAGACUUCUCUUGCAGAAUAUGGUGACCUUGUCUAUCCAAAUAAGACGAGCGUCCUUUACAAGUUUGAGACAAUUGAUAAAUGUUUUGGCCAUGAUACAGUUGAGGAAAUUGUUGAUGCAUUGGAAAAUGAGGCAGCUAGCUCUUAUGAUGAAUGGUGUAAAAGAGCCAUCAGCAAAAUAAAAGAAGCCUCUCCACUGAGCUUAAAAGUUGCAUUACGAUCGAUACAAGAAGGUAGAUUUCAAUCUCUCGAUCAGUGUCUUGCUCGUGAAUACCGAAUAUCACUCACUGUUAUGUCCAAACGAGUGUCUAAUGAUAUUUGUGAGGGUGUGCGUGCUCGGUUUGUAGAUAAGGAUUUUGCUCCAAAGUGGGACCCUCCAAGUUUAGGAGAAGUAAGCAAAGACAUGGUGGAUAGCUAUUUUUCCCCACUUGGGCAGUUUGAACCAGAGUUGGAGCUGCCAACAGAAUUGCGAGAACCUUACAUCUGA
Messenger RNA from Dovyalis caffra, 1134 nucleotides. NCBI's taxonomy places the organism in Eukaryota, Viridiplantae, Streptophyta, Magnoliopsida, Malpighiales, Salicaceae. The record is from the annotation of a GenBank genome assembly.